Scomber japonicus (chub mackerel) is the source of this 2220-nucleotide messenger RNA. It is a transcript of the gene dhx32a, whose product is annotated as DEAH (Asp-Glu-Ala-His) box polypeptide 32a. The coding region runs from base 1 to 2220 and encodes 739 amino acids. The transcript has 11 exons. Gene Ontology annotation, molecular function: RNA binding. Gene Ontology annotation, cellular component: intracellular anatomical structure; spliceosomal complex. Lineage: Eukaryota; Metazoa; Chordata; Actinopteri; Scombriformes; Scombridae. The record is from RefSeq and is a predicted model, not a curated record.
AUGUCGCAGGAGAAUAAUUCAGCGGAGCCAGACAUUUACCCUGAAAAUGAAGAAUGUCCCGGGGAAGAUCCACUUGGCUUUGGAGAUGAGCUGGAAUUAAAUCAGUUCGAUGGAUUGCCCUUUUCCUCGCGUUACUAUAAAUUACUAAAAGAGAGGAAGACUCUGCCAGUGUGGAAGGUCAGGUGCGAAUUUGAAGAUUCCCUGGUUAACAACCAACUGGUUGUUGUGUCUGGGACAGCAAAGACUGGAAGGAGCACACAGAUCCCUCAAUGGUGUGCAGAGUUCUGCCUAUCUGCCCAGUACCAGCAUGGCAUGGUUGUGUGCACACAGACUAACAGGCAGCAGGCUGUAGAUCUGGCUUUGCGUGUGGCUGAUGAAAUGGACGUCAACAUAGGCCAUGAAGUGGGUUACACCAUCACUCUGGAGACGUGCUGCUCCUCUGACACUGUUCUGAGGUACUGCACUGACGACAUGCUGCUGAGAGAGAUGAUGUCGGACCCUUUUCUGGAACACUACGGGGUCAUUAUUAUCGACCAGGCCCACGAGAGGACAGUUAGUACUGAUAUACUGCUGGGUCUCCUGAAGGACAUCCUGCUGCAGAGGCCUGACCUCAGAGUGGUAGUCCUCGCUGUUCCACCCAUGACUGACAAGCUGCUGAGCCACUAUGUUGGGGUCCCGCUCAUCAGUCUGGAGGACUCUUGUUCUGCUGAAGUGGUCCACAGCAACAGUGGUAACAAGGACUACUUCUACUCAGCGCUGAGACUGGUGCUGGAGAUCCAUCGUACCAAAGAGGAUGGAGAUAUCGUUGUGUUCUUUGCCUCAGCUGGGGAGGUUCAUUGUGCCCAUAGCAUCCUCCAGAGAGAGCGUACCAGGCUAGGAGUGGAGCUUGGCCAGAUGGUGCCUGUGGUCCUAUGCCCAAGCCAGAGAGGGCUGUUGCCUAGCUUGACUGAACAACCUGACUCCAGGGGGUCAAGAAAGGUUUUCCUCUCUACCCAACAGGGGGAGGAUAUGUGGUGGGCGGCAGAGUCUGUUAACUUUGUCAUCGACACAGGAGUCCAGAAAAAAAUGGUGUACAAUCCAAGAAUAAGAGCUAACUCAGAGGUGCUUCAAACCAUUAGUCAGUUCCAGGCAGAUGUACGCAAGCGGCUCUCUGGACCAACAGGUAAAUGUUUUUGCCUAUAUCCAGAGGACAGCCAGCUUCCUGCAGAGAGAUCCCCACAGAUCUUGGAGUCUAACAUUACAUCAACAGUCCUUUUCCUAAAAAGGAUGGAGAUAGGCGGCCUCGGACAGUGUGAUUUUAUUGACAGACCAGAUCCAGAGGGUCUCAUGCAGGCCUUGGAGGAGCUGGAUUACCUCGCAGCUUUAGAUGACGAUGGCAAUUUGUCUGAGAUUGGGAUCAUAAUGUCUGAAAUCCCUCUGGACCCUCAGAUGGCCAAAUCUCUGCUAGCAUCCUGCGAGUUCGACUGUGUGAGUGAGAUGUUGACGAUUGCAGCGAUGCUAUCAGCGCCAAGCUGCUUCCUGGAGCCACCUGCUGGCAUGACACAUGAGGCAGUCCAGUGUCACAGAAAGUUCCAGCACCCCGAGGGCGAUCACUUCACCCUCAUUAACAUCUACAAUGCCUUCAAACAGAGUCAGAGAGAACAAUACUUCAGUGCUGAAAAGUGGUGCCAGGACUACUACCUAGAUCAUUCUGCCCUGAAGACAGCUGAGGCCAUUAGAUCAGAGUUGACUGACACCCUGAAUAGGAUUGAACUUCCCAUCUCUGAACCGUCCUUUGGAACCAAGACCAAUACCCACAACAUCAAAAGAACUCUCCUGGCUGGGUUCUUCAUGCAGAUUGCUCGAGAUGUGGAUGGAUCAGGAAAUUACUUCAUUCUGACACACAAGCACAUGGCCCAGGUGCACCCGCUCUCCAGCUAUGGGGCCCAGUCCCACAAACUGGGACUGCCAGAGUGGGUUAUUUUCCAUGAGUACACGCUGUCAGAGAACAACUGCAUGAGAACAGUCUCAGAAAUUUCCCCUCAAGUGUUCAUUCAAAUGGCACCACUGUACUUCUUCUACAAUCUGCCCCCUAGUGAAAGCAAAAACAUACUGCAAGACAUGCUGGAUCCAGAUGGAUCAAGAAAUUGUAAAGAACAAAGAGCUGCACCUGACAGCAGUGACACUGACGAUGGCUGUGCAGCGGUGCCGCAGACUUAUGACAGAUGUGUAAUUCAAUGA